AUUCGUCCAAAAUCUUCACAGCGGCGACAUCUUCAGAGCCUGGAGUGGAAAACUUCCAAAGGUUCCUGAAGGCAGCACCGUAGUUCGGUACAGUACGUUAAACUCGCUCACAAACAACACGCGUUAAAGGAGCAGCUCGGAACUGUGUGCGUUUCCUAAUAUUAAUCAUAUUAAUAAUAAUUAUCACAAUACAAAUAUUUUUAUCCACAGAAAUCAGGUCAGAGCAAAGACUAAAUAUCGCGAUAGUUCAGUACUUCAGUUUAACGCUAUCGGGUGCAGCUAGCUGCUAGGUACGCAUUAAGAAAAACUAAGGUAAGUGUUUUUAUUUGCGCAUAUAAAUGGCAUUAUACAUAUGGACAAAUUAUGCACAGCUUCAAUUACAAUCUGCACACGAGAAAAUGAAAACCCUAAAGUGAAGUUAUGAAUUACGUUAGCUAACGAACAGCAUUCGUGCGUAGGCGCAGGCUAAUGCUUCUCACAGCAGUCGGUAGAUGCUAAAAAUAGCUUCGGCUGUUGAGCUCAGCCUCCAGAUGAACAGAAAACUACUACAAUAAUUUCUGCUUUUUAAGUGAGGGGGCCCGAUGCACACGGUCAUUCAUAAAUGCCUCUGAAUAAUUAAUGCGUUAGUAGCUUUAAACUCCGGGGUGAUAUCAGCGAGUUAGCGCCGUUAGCUUAGCUGCUAACACAGCUCAGGGUCUGUUGUUCAGGGUACUCCUUCAGGGUAUCUGUAGGUCCAGACAAAUUCUCUCCCUCUUUUAAGUCUUUUAAGUGCAUUAAAAGACUUAAAUUUAUUUCACAUAGGUCUUAAAUGUCGGUGAUAGAAUGUUGAAAAUCUGUAAUUGUCAACAACAACUGCUGGAAAAUCUCCAGAUCGAUUGUUUCAGAGCCCUGAUGUUAAUCCUGUAAAGUUCAUACACGGACCUGGGAUAAAUAGGCUAUCCAGCUGUUCUCUCCUGCUCAUCCUGGUCCAGGCUCUGUUUAGUGAAUAUGUAAAACUUUUUAUUAGGAGUUAUUUUUAAACACAAGCGGGAAACACUGACAGAAAUGUUCUAUAAAUGGCAAUAAAUCCUUGCACCUGGUAAAUAACUGUAUUCCACUCACUUUGGUUGACGUGAUUGUGACAGUGAAGUUUAAUUUUGUGUUGUAUUUUUGUCUGAUUGUCUCCCUGCUCACUGUCAGCCCAUCCAUUACCAGACACAGUAGGGACGACAUUUUGUUUCUUCAGGCUCAGUGAUGCUGCAGUGAACAUUUAAUCAGUGCAAAAAGAAAACAAACAAAACAUGAGGUGCAAAGUGAGAGAGGUAGAGUUAACCAGCGUGCAGUCAGGUGGAGAGAUGGGGCCACAGGUUCUUCACUUCCUUCACGUCUUUAUUAAAGUGACUGUCAGUGAUGCAUACAGAUGUUUAAUAUAUUAGUCACUGAUUUCCAGAGUUUCUCUUUUUUCACUGAGGAUAUUUCCAUCACUGUCUACAUCAGUUCAUUUUCUUCCUCCUUGCCUGCAGUGAAUUUUGAGUCUUUAAAGCCUUUCCUGUCUCCUUUCCUAGCCUUCUUUAAAUGCCUCUCAUGUCCCAGUAAUUACAACUUACAUCUACUCAGAUGACUGUUAAUGAAUCACAGUCAUUUUCCUCCAUUUACAUGCCUCUGUGGCUCAGUGCCUCUUCACUGGCUUCUGUUUUCGUAGCGGAGGCAGCGUUUGAAGAAUGUCUCUACCUCAUUGUGUUUCAGCAGAAAUAAGACAUUCUCCAGAGAGGAAGAGGAGUUCCCCAUCACUUUGACCAAGUUUACUCUUUGCACAAGACAUUAACUGACAUUAACUUCCUCCAAUCCUUAAAAAAUUACGCCUUUUUUGUGGCCUGCUUCAUUCUUUAUCUUGAUUCACCUGUGCUGAGGCGUAUCGAAGCCAGAGAGCAGCUCCACUUUGUGACGUCAUGUCUCAGAAGUCGCAGUCAGACGGCGGUCAGAAACAUUUCGCUGUGGGUCGGGGGCUCCUGGCCGCUGCAGAGACCUUGAACUUCAACAUGAAUGAACAGCGAUCCAGCCGGCAGAUGGGGGGCAUGGCCUCAGGUGUGGGGGUGGGUGGUGGCAGUGGCGGCGUGGAGGCCCAGGACAGCAGCUCUCCGAUGUCCCGGCGCAGCGGGGGCAGUAAUCUUGGCAGCACAAUGAAACUGUUCGCCAGUUUGGGGCUGUCGCCAUCUGACCUGGACGCUCUGGCUGAAAUCCCAGAGGAGGACAUCAGUGUGGAGACGCUGCCGCGCAUCCUCAUGCAGCUCAAGAGCCGCAAGGGGGACGCAGGAGAGCGGCGGAUGGCAUCCUCCAUGUCUUCUGACGCUGUGUAUCGAGGAGGCAGGGAAAACUGGGACGACCUGCAUGUGGGGAGGAUCAGCGGUCCUUCUCUGAGUCAGGGUUCAUCCAGGGCCCAGCCCUCUGCAGACUUUGGGUACGGUUCCCUGCAGGACGCGUCCUCCAGCCGGGGCUACAGCUUAAAUUACAGCAGCAGCGGAGGCGGGGGUGGGAGCAGAGACAGGCCGUAUUCUGAGCUUUCCCACCAUGACUCCUACGGUGGGCUCAGCAUGGGCCCGCCGUCGUCCAACUCCGUCUUUAUGCAGAGGAGGAUGGGCUCCCCGUCGAACGGAAAAGUCCAAGACUUCUUGGGAGUCAUGCCCCCCAUGUUCCCCCAUGUGUGCUCUCUUUGUGACUUUGACGUUCAUUCCACCAUGGAGUGGAACCAGCACGUGAACGGACUUCGACAUGCUGGAAACAGGCGGCUGCUCCUCGACAUGUAUCCGGAGUGGGACCCUGGUAUGGCCUCAGGCAGAGGUGGGGGGUUACUGGAGACCCCCAACCUGUCUGCAGGACUGCUGGGACCUGCCCCUGUGUCUUCAGCUCAGACAGCAGGAGGGAUGUCCUCCAGCUGGGGAGGAGGUGGAGGACCUGGUCUGUCAGGGAAGAACCAGCCGGGCCAGAAUAAGCUGAGAAGCAGAGUGGUGGUGGUGAAGUACGACAGGAAGCCCCUCAGCAACAAGACCCUGUUCGCCUUCACCGAGCCGUUCGGCUGCCUGAGGGAGCACCUGGUCCUCAAGAACAAGGCCUUCUUAGAGAUGAACAGCCACGAGGAGGCUCAGGACAUGGUCAACUACUACGAGCAGCAUCCGGCGUCUCUGUACGGCAAACCCAUCACCUUCUACCUGUCCAAGAGGCUGAUGGUCAUCGAGAAGGACGAGCGGUCGUCGCACAGGGUGAUGGACAGACCUGCCAAGGAGGUCAAAGGUCACGACAGCCAGGUGGUCUUCUUCUCCAACCUGCCCAGAGAGGAAGAGAAGAAGAAGGAGCUCCUCACCAUCGCCGGACGCUUUGGCAUCGUGGAGAAACACCUUUUUCUGACUGACCAGGCGUUUGUCCAGCUGGAAACCCCCGAGGACGCAGAGAUGCUGGUGAAGUAUUACAGCGUGAACCCCCUCACCAUUAAAGGAAGACCGAUCCGCCUCAACAUCUGCACCAAGUACAAAACGCUCAAUGUGAACCGGCGACAGGGUGGAUCUGCUGGAGACGGUCGGAGCCAGAGGAGCAGUGGAGCAAACGCCUCCUCCAGCUCCGGAACCAGGACCUCCUCCAACUCCAGGACCUCCUCGUAUAAAUCCUCAUCCAGCUCCAGGACCAGAGAGGAGGAGAGGAAGAAGGAGGAGGAGAUUGUGUCCGGGGUGAUGGAGGGGGAGGAUGGAGGGGAGAAGGAGGUGGAGGAGCAGGUGGAGGAGCAGGUAACUGAUGGAGACACAAAGGAGGAGGAGCCAGAGAGAGUAGAGUCUGAGCAGACAGUGGAGGAGUCUUCAGGAGACAUUCAGGAGGAGCAGGUUCCUGGUGAUGAUGUCACUGAUGACACAUCUGGACACGGGGGCGAGACUGGAGGUGAGGCCAGGCAGUGGGCGGAGCCAGAGGGACAAACAGAACCAACGGAAACCGAAGCCUCGUCUGAAGAACACGAGAACAAAGAGGAACCGAGCGCGGAACCAGGAGAGAGCUCCGAGACGGUGGAGGGAGAUCUGCCCUCAGACGUGUUUGAUCGGGACUUCCUGGAGAACAUGGAGGACUUUGUGACGUUGGACGAACUGGCAGAGGACGAGGACGAAGAGCUCAGAGAGUCUGACGCCAUCGACAGCACCAGGAGAGGGGGAAUGAGGGUGGUGAACAUCGUGGGUUUCAGACGAGGCUACAACUUCCUCAACGAGCUGCUCGCACUCGCCAAACCGUUUGGGAAAGUGGUCAAACACCUGGUGCUGGACCUGAGACCUGAGGCGUACCUUCAGUUUGCCACAGAAGAAGAAGCUCGAGCGAUGGCUAAGUUUUACAACGGGAACGUCUCAGCGUCAGUGUGCGGUCGGCCGGUCAGGGUCACUCACUCCAUGACCUACCCCACCAUCCAGUGCGGCUCCAGCAGGGUGGUGUACGUGGGUCAGAUCCCCAGCAGUAAAUACUCUGACGAGGCUGUGCUGAAGCUCGCCGAGCCGUUCGGGAGGGUCAGGAAGUACUUCCUCAACCGGAUCAAGAGAGAGUGUUUCAUCGAGAUGGAAAAAGCAGAGGACGCAGAGAAAAUGGCCGAACACUGCAAAGCCGAUCCACCGAAGUUCAACGGGAAACGCCUGACAGUCUACGUCAGCAGGAAGUACAGGCAGCUCAAACACGGACAUCGGUGUCCGAGCACAACAAAGAGAGAAAACAGCAGCACGACAGCAAAGUCCUCCAAACACCCCGAAGAACCUCCGGCUAAGAAAUUCAAGGAGGAGAAGGAGGGAGAGGAGGAGAAACUGGAGGAGGAGGAGAAGAAACCAGAGGAGAAACUGGAGGAGGAGGAGAAAAAGGAGGAGAAGACAGAGGAAGAGAUGCAGAGCUCCGACGAGAAGAGAGAGGAAACAGCAGAGAGGAGCGGUGAUGAUAGGGAGGGGUUGUCCUCUCAGCUGCAGGAGGUGAAACAGGGGCAGGAGGAGCAGAUGGUGACGUCGACCAAUCAGAACGGACAGACCGAGGCCCCCCCGCCCACAGAAAACAAGCCGAGCGUGGCGUCUCUGCCGCUGCCCCCCUACGACCCCGACACGCCUAUCGGUGUGGAACACGUGAAGAUGGGUUACUACUGUCGGGUCUGCUUCCUGUUUUACUCCAACGAAGACACGGCCAAGAAAACACACUGCAGCAGCCAGACGCAUUAUGACAAGCUGCAGAAAUAUUUGGAGAAGGAACAAACCAAAGCAGAGAAGAAGAGGGGGAAGAAGACGACGGCGUGAGAACUUCGUCCAUCGCAGAGGAGUUUUCUGUGAGACGCUCAUCAUCCACGAGCUUCGACAGGAAACACGUCUGUGUUCGGCUCCAGGUCUCACGCGUUUGUCCGGCAGGUGAACUUUGACGACGUCGUGUGCCAGCAUGAGGCUUCGCCGUCAGACAGGAAGUUGAGUUCUGAGGCCUGAACAGAUGUUUAGAGUUAAAGCUGCUGUGUUUGGUCUGUCCAUGUGAGGAGCUGUUGGUGUGGGACGCUCGUCCUCUUCACGUCUGUGUGAUCGCAGGACAGUUUGUGCGUCUUCGCCCUGAGCAGCAAACAAACACACAUCAUCAUUAAUCUGUCGACUCACAGUGAAAAACGUUUUCUAUAAUUUGAUCAUUCUGAAAGUUCAGAAGCCAAAGAUCAGAUCGACACGUUUGAUCAGCAGCUUCCUGCUCGUGAAGUGACUCAGGCUCAGCUACGAAAGAUUUCCACUUCUGACAAACUCAUCGCUGGAUUUAUUCUACAGCAGACGGAAAGAACCAGUGCUCAAAGAAGCUUCAGUCGACUGAUCGAUUGAUUAACGGAGGAUCUUUGGGUCUAAAAUCAACAGAUUAAUCAGCUGAAUGCUCUUUACAGUGUCGUGUUAGGACGGGGUGGACAGGGUGGACAGGAGGGACAGUCACACACCAGCAGCUCUUCACACGGACACACUGUGUCCAUGGAAUAAUUCAACAUUCUGGGAAAUGAUCUCACCCUGCUCUGGUUAGUUAGGCUAAGCUAACAGUUAGCCUAGCCUGAGUUAAAUGCUGGAACUAUUUCUUGUCCUUCCGCCAGGUGCCACAGAGUCCUUUGAGUCUGUUUCAUCCUCAGAAUGAACUUUGACCUCUGAUGUUUUAUGUUGCUGAUGGUUUGGUUGUAAGAUAAAAUAAAGCUGUUUCCUCAGA
Messenger RNA from Toxotes jaculatrix (banded archerfish), 6192 nucleotides. It is a transcript of the gene matr3l1.2, whose product is annotated as matrin 3-like 1.2. Gene Ontology annotation, cellular component: nucleus. The record is from RefSeq and is a predicted model, not a curated record. Gene Ontology annotation, molecular function: zinc ion binding; RNA binding. NCBI's taxonomy places the organism in Eukaryota, Metazoa, Chordata, Actinopteri, Toxotidae. The transcript has 21 exons. Bases 1929 to 5273 code for a protein of 1114 amino acids.